CCCAUUCUUUGAGAUUUGAGUCUCUCUCUCUCUCUCUCUCUCUCUCUACUAAUUUUCAGUUGGGGCUUCUGUUCUGUAACGGUUUGGCUCUGGUCUCAGUGGAGGGAGGGAACCCCAUUCUACUGAGAGAUAAUCAGGUGUAUGUCGCACCAGCUUCCCCUUCUUUCCUAAACCAAUAAGUUAAUUCCACGUGUUCGAUAAAUUAAAAUUAGGAAAAAUAAAUAAUGACCUAAUUUAUUCUAAUUAUACAAUUUCCCUGCUCUUGCUCUUGCUUUUGCAGCCUCACCAUUCCCGCCCAACUAGUCCUUAUAAAUUCCUUUUUUCUUGAUUUCCUUUGCUUCUCUCCCAGUCUCAGUCUCACGCUUAAUUUAUUUCUUCUGUUCUGAGGUUCAUCAGGUCGGUUUCUAUUCUCUAAUCUUUUGAGAAUUCCAUUUCUGAUAUCGAUUCUGGAUUGUUCAUUUGCUCUUUAUUUUCUGUUUAUUUAAUUUUAAUUACUUUCACACUCAAAUUUCUCAUCAUUAUAUUUUCUUAAUUUAAUUUGAACCUGUUUCAUUCGUUCUAGAAGAUUCUGUAACUUAGAACUUGUUUCUAAGAUUUUCUUUUUCCUGUUUGUUUCUCGGGAAAAUUUCAGACACAAAUGGAGAACGACGCGUCUCCUCCAUCAACCACCACCGCGGCAUCAACUCCACCGCGUGAAGAAACUGUCAAAACUACUCUUCACCUCGAAAACCAAAACUUCGGCACCGACUUCGCUUCCCUCUACCACUCCAUUUUCCCGCCAAAAUCACCAUUGCCGACCACCACCUCGAUCUCCCUCAUGAGCAGCCCUUCCACGUGUUCCUCCUCCAUCGACGACGCCGUUUCGUCCACUCAGAACCGCCUCAACCAAGCUCGAUUGAUCCUCCAGUACCAAGAACUCAACGACCACUACGAUCUCUGCCGAGCUCGCCUCAUCGAUCUUCUCUCUGAGGCCGAGUCUCUCCGCCACGAGAACGCCGAGCUCCGCCUCGCUAACGCCGAGCUUCUCAAGCUUCUCUCAUCCCAAGCCUCAUUCCACAAUCUCCUCCUCUCUUCUUCGUAUCCAAACCGCUCUUUCCUCGAAGACCUUCGCCGCCUCUCCACCGAAGACGAAGAACACUCCGAUAACCGUACCAACCUGUUCGAUAACCGGUUCUCGCUCCCCAAGAGCAUCUCGGUCCGGUCCACUGGUUUCACCAAGGCGAACCUCCCUCCUCCUCCACCUCCUGUUGCUAAUACUGGUCCGACUCUGAGUCGCUCCUCGACUCGGUCACGUGCCCCGCCGAGUCAACUCGGCUCUGCAUCGCAGCAGCAGCAGCAGCAAAGGGUGUACAUGGCAGGGAAGGGAGAGGAGGAUAAAGAGGCAGUGGAGUUGGAGGUAUACAAUCAAGGGAUGAUGAAGACAGAGCUGUGCAACAAGUGGCAAGAGACCGGCACGUGUCCAUACGGUGACCACUGCCAGUUCGCUCACGGCAUCACUGAGCUACGUCCUGUCAUCAGGCACCCACGCUACAAGACCGAGCUUUGCAGGAUGGUCCUUGCCGGCGACACCUGUCCCUACGGCCACAGGUGCCACUUCCGCCACACUCUCACCGACCAAGAGAGGUCCUUCUUGCUCGCCCCACCUCCACGUUGAUAGAUACUAUAACAUUUUCCAACUAUAUACUACUACCUACUCAUAUAACACAUCAUCAUCAUAAUGAUGCUUGAACCUGCACUACGCUGUUUUGGGAUUGUACAUAUUUUUCAUCUUUUCAUAUUGUAGUAGUAAAUAAAAGGACAAAAUAAGACCACAAUUGAAAAAAUGAGAAAAAAAAAAAAGGGAAUAAAAGACACUAUUGAAGAAGAAGAAGAAGAAUAUGUAUAUUAGUUAGUUAGUGUUAGCUUGUAUGAUGGGAAUGUUGGUACCGUGGUUUUAUUGUUGAAGAAGAAAAAAAAAAAAAAAA
Molecule: messenger RNA, 1964 nt
Organism: Quercus lobata
Lineage: Eukaryota; Viridiplantae; Streptophyta; Magnoliopsida; Fagales; Fagaceae
Product: zinc finger CCCH domain-containing protein 14
Exons: 2
Coding region: 638-1654 (338 amino acids)
Molecular function (GO): metal ion binding; mRNA binding
Source: RefSeq, a predicted model, not a curated record